UAACCUAUAAAUUUGUCUAGUAGCGCAUGCGCAAUUUAUUUCGUCUCAUGUUCGGCGGUAAUGCAGAAGGUGUUUUACUUUUGAAUGUGAAUGUGUGCUGUGAAUGUGUAGUUAAGGUUUUAAACAAUUUAAUUAAAUUUAGUAAUAAUGUACAGUUUAUUUUAUUUGUGCACUUUUAUCUUAAGUUUAGGUGUAAUUGAAACAAAUACUUGGGAUAUUGCUGUUUCUCAUGAUGGCGGGAUAGGUUUGGAAACUUCUGCAGGAGAAUUACUAACAACCACAGCCUUGCAAGCAAAACCAGGAGCAAUGUACUAUGAUCCCUUAGAACAAAAACUAUUUUAUGGAGAUAACUCAGGAGAUAGCAGUCUCCGGUCUAUCGACUUAUCAGGACCAGCUCAAUCCCAAACUGGUGCUAUCGGUAAAUCUGUGGUUUUGCGUCGUCCAGGCGACGCACCUAUACAAGGCAUCGCUUACGACCCUGUCGAGCGUGCCAUUUUCUGGACAGACGGAUCGGCUGGACGUCGAAUUUUUAAGUACGAUCUACCUGCCUUUGAUACGCCUGACCAACAAUAUGAAGCUGGUAAAAGACGUGUUUUUAUGAGUUUUGACCAAGAAAUGCCUCAAGGAAUAACGGUUGACGCGUGUCGAAGAAAAUUAUAUUGGACAAAUGCAAAUCAUAAAUCACCUUCCAUAGAAAGGUCGAAUUUAGAUGGAACUGGACGUGAAGUACUUAUUAAUACUGAUUUAUUUAUACCUUUAGACAUUAUUAUUGAUCAAAAUGCUAAGCGAAUUUAUUGGGCUGAUGACAAAGAAGGGGUCUAUUUCAGAAUUGAAAGUGCCGCUCUUGAUGGAACUGAUCGCAAAAUAAUUUACAAUGGAAAGGAUCAUCAGCCUAGUGGUCUUGCAAUAUCAGGGGAUGGUAGAAUAUUUUGGACAGACUGGGUUUAUAAAGCACUUUGGAGCUUAGAUCAUAAUGAAAUGAAGAAUGUUUUUAAACCUGUUAUUUUACAAAAGUUUCAUUCUGAUCCAAUUGCGGUCGUUACUAGGUUAAAUACUGCUCAAGCAUAUGGAAAUUCUGAGGAAUGCUCAUCAGUAAUGGAUAUGUUACAGAAUCGCACUGAACCUGUUCCUCAAAUUGAAUUACAAUGUAUGCAUGGCACACUUGUUGGUAUGACUUGUCAAUGCGUUAGUGGAUACACAGGGACCCAUUGUGAACUGCCUUUGUGCCACAAUUAUUGCUUAGGAGAUGCCCAGUGUCAUAUAAUAAAUGAUAAGCCGCAAUGUGAUUGUCCCUCUGAAAAAGAAGGAGAGAGAUGUGAAGUAAUUAAGAAACGGUCCGCUCUAGCUAUGCUGACUCCUACACAAGAGAUGAGCAAAAUCAAAGGGUCUUCGAUGCAAAGAAAUGAAUCAGAUGAAAUUGAUGAACUUAAGAGUGAUGCAGUUUAUGAUUCCACUAUUAGUGAAUGCCUUUCAAGAUCUCCCAUACCUGUUCUAGCUUCUUUAUGUUGUCUUUUAUUCUUGACCACUUGUGUUUUAACAUGGAAAUUAUAUCACAGCACAAGAAGGCCAAGAAUUCACAAAAGAAUAAUAGUUAACAAAAAUCAGCCUAUGUCUGCAAGGCCUUCUCCAGAUGCAUCAAAUGGAACAACAGUUACUCAGCAAACUAUAGUUGGUCCGGAUACCUGUGAAAUUACUAUUGAAAAUUGCUGUAAUAUGAAUAUUUGUGAAACGCCUUGUUUUGAUCCUGUCAGUUACAGAGAACCUACUGAAAAGCACAAAUCGAAAAAAGAAGAAAAGAAAAAUUUACUAGUUGGUAUGGAAUCUGGUGAAGAUUUAUAUUGAUAAAGAAAAAACCUAAAUGCUAGUAAAUUAUAGAAUGACCGCCCAAAGCCAGACAAAAUGUUAAUUAUUUAAAAGAAAAAAUGUGGAUGUCGUUGUCAGCUAUGUUAGCUUUACAAGAAAUCAACUGCAGCCAUGAUGCAUUUGGUAUGUUAUUCAUACAAGCAUAAUAUUAUAUGUGCAAUGAUGUGCAACAUAUAGAUAUAUAAUAAAAUGUUGAGUUUAUAAAUCUCUAUUUUUGCACCAUAUUGGUGAAGAAAAGUUGUUAACUGUAUAAAAAUUUCAUAAUAUUUGUGUAGAAACAAUAUUAUAACUUGAAAAUAAGGUAUGAAUAAAUAUCCUCGAAUUUGACUCAA
Molecule: messenger RNA, 2195 nt
Organism: Ctenocephalides felis (cat flea)
Lineage: Eukaryota; Metazoa; Arthropoda; Insecta; Siphonaptera; Pulicidae
Gene: cue
Product: protein cueball
Exons: 8
Coding region: 148-1842 (564 amino acids)
Source: RefSeq, a predicted model, not a curated record